Molecule: messenger RNA, 6493 nt
Organism: Vombatus ursinus (common wombat)
Lineage: Eukaryota; Metazoa; Chordata; Mammalia; Diprotodontia; Vombatidae
Gene: CHD4
Product: chromodomain helicase DNA binding protein 4
Exons: 39
Coding region: 173-5989 (1938 amino acids)
Biological process (GO): negative regulation of transcription by RNA polymerase II; chromatin remodeling
Cellular component (GO): NuRD complex; chromatin; nucleus
Molecular function (GO): chromatin binding; DNA binding; histone binding
Source: RefSeq, a predicted model, not a curated record
CCGGAGCCGGAGCCAUUUUCCCCCCUUCGGCCGCGGCGAGGAGGUGCUGGAGUGGGAGCGAGAGCUACACAGAGCUGGACCCCGCGGCUCCGGGUGACUCGGGCCAGCACAGAGGGCCCCAGGCCGGAGGCAGGAGCAGCUGGGCCAAUUCCCUGGCCAGGAGUGGAAGGGGAUGGCUUCAGGCCUGGGCUCCCCAUCCCCCUGCUCAGCAGGCAGUGAGGAAGAGGACAUGGAGGUGCUUCUAAACAGCCUUCCCCCACCCCACCCAGAGAAUGAAGAAGACCCAGAGGAAGACUUAUCAGAGGCAGAGACUCCUAAACUCAAAAAGAAGAAGAAGCCUAAGAAACCCCGGGAUCCUAAAAUCCCAAAGAGCAAGCGACAAAAAAAAGAGCGUGUGCUCUUAUGCCGGCAGCUGGGAGACAGUUCUGGGGAGGGGCCUGAGUUUGUGGAGGAAGAAGAUGAGAUGGUUUUGCGAUCAGACAGCGAGGGCAGUGACUAUACUCCUGGCAAGAAAAAGAAGAAGAAGCUUGGACCUAAGAAAGAGAAGAAAAGCAAGUCUAAGAGGAAGGAGGAGGAAGAAGAGGAUGAUGAUGAUGAUGACUCAAAGGAGCCCAAGUCAUCAGGUCAGCUACUGGAAGAUUGGGGCAUGGAGGACAUUGACCACGUGUUCUCAGAAGAAGAUUACCGCACCCUUACUAACUAUAAGGCCUUCAGCCAGUUUGUCCGACCUCUCAUUGCUGCUAAGAACCCCAAGAUUGCAGUUUCCAAGAUGAUGAUGGUUCUAGGGGCCAAGUGGCGAGAGUUCAGCACCAACAACCCCUUCAAGGGCAGUUCUGGGGCCUCAGUGGCAGCUGCAGCUGCUGCUGCUGUGGCUGUGGUGGAGAGUAUGGUAACUGCAACUGAAGUUGCUCCUCCUCCACCCCCUGUGGAAGUACCCAUCCGCAAGGCCAAAACCAAGGAGGGCAAAGGUCCUAAUGCCCGACGGAAGCCUAAAGCUAGCCCCCGUGUGCCUGAUGCUAAGAAGCCUAAACCGAAGAAGGUGGCACCUCUGAAAAUCAAACUGGGAGGCUUUGGCUCUAAACGCAAGAGGUCUUCGAGUGAAGAUGAUGACCUGGAUGUGGAAUCUGACUUUGAUGAUGCUAGUAUCAACAGUUACUCUGUGUCAGACGGUUCAACUAGUCGGAGCAGCCGCAGCCGCAAGAAACUCAGAGCUACCAAAAAGAAAAAGAAAGGCGAGGAGGAGGUGACUGCUGUGGAUGGUUAUGAGACAGACCACCAGGACUACUGUGAAGUGUGCCAGCAAGGAGGCGAGAUCAUCCUGUGUGAUACCUGUCCCCGUGCGUACCACAUGGUCUGCCUGGAUCCUGAUAUGGAGAAGGCCCCGGAGGGCAAGUGGAGUUGUCCACACUGUGAAAAGGAGGGUAUCCAGUGGGAGGCAAAGGAGGACAACUCUGAAGGUGAAGAAAUCCUAGAAGAAGUUGGUGGUGACCCUGAGGAGGAGGAUGAUCAUCACAUGGAGUUCUGCCGUGUCUGCAAGGAUGGUGGGGAACUGCUUUGCUGUGACACCUGCCCCUCCUCCUACCAUAUCCACUGCCUGAAUCCCCCACUCCCAGAGAUCCCCAAUGGCGAAUGGCUUUGUCCUCGUUGCACAUGCCCUUCACUGAAAGGUAAAGUUCAGAAGAUCCUGAUCUGGAAAUGGGGGCAGCCACCAUCCCCUACACCAGUGCCCCGACCCCCCGAUGCUGACCCCAAUACUCCUUCCCCUAAGCCUUUGGAGGGGCGACCUGAACGGCAAUUCUUUGUGAAGUGGCAAGGCAUGUCCUACUGGCACUGUUCCUGGGUGUCAGAACUACAGCUGGAGCUUCACUGCCAAGUGAUGUUCCGCAACUACCAGCGUAAGAAUGAUAUGGAUGAACCACCAUCUGGAGACUUUGGUGGGGAGGAAGAAAAAAGCCGUAAGCGAAAGAACAAAGACCCCAAGUUUGCAGAAAUGGAGGAACGCUUCUACCGCUAUGGGAUUAAACCUGAGUGGAUGAUGAUUCAUCGAAUCCUCAACCACAGUGUGGAUAAAAAGGGUCAUGUUCACUAUUUGAUCAAGUGGAGGGACUUGCCCUAUGAUCAGGCAUCCUGGGAGAGUGAGGAUGUAGAGGUGCAAGACUAUGACCUCUUCAAGCAGAGCUACUGGAAUCAUAGGGAGCUAAUGCGGGGUGAGGAAGGACGUCCUGGCAAAAAGCUCAAGAAGGUUAAGCUGAGGAAGUUGGAGAGGCCCCCUGAAACCCCUACAGUUGAUCCAACAGUGAAGUAUGAGCGGCAGCCUGAGUACUUAGAUGCCACUGGUGGUACUUUACAUCCCUAUCAGAUGGAGGGAUUGAACUGGUUGCGCUUCUCCUGGGCCCAGGGCACUGACACCAUCUUGGCAGAUGAAAUGGGCCUGGGCAAGACUGUUCAAACAGCUGUCUUCCUCUAUUCUUUGUACAAGGAGGGUCAUUCAAAAGGCCCUUUCCUAGUGAGUGCCCCACUCUCUACAAUCAUCAACUGGGAGCGAGAGUUUGAGAUGUGGGCUCCAGACAUGUAUGUGGUAACCUAUGUUGGGGACAAGGAUAGUCGUGCCAUUAUCCGUGAAAAUGAGUUCUCUUUUGAAGACAAUGCUAUCCGUGGUGGCAAGAAGGCUUCAAGAAUGAAGAAGGAAGCAUCUGUGAAGUUUCAUGUGUUGCUGACUUCCUAUGAACUGAUCACCAUUGACAUGGCCAUUCUGGGCUCCAUUGAUUGGGCCUGCCUGAUUGUGGAUGAAGCUCAUAGGCUUAAGAACAAUCAGUCUAAGUUUUUCAGGGUCCUCAAUGGCUACUCCCUCCAGCACAAGUUACUACUAACAGGAACUCCUCUACAGAAUAACUUAGAGGAGCUCUUCCACCUGCUUAAUUUCCUCACUCCAGAAAGGUUCCACAACCUGGAGGGUUUCCUAGAGGAGUUUGCUGACAUUGCCAAGGAGGACCAGAUCAAGAAAUUGCAUGACAUGUUGGGACCUCAUAUGCUGCGGCGACUUAAAGCUGAUGUCUUCAAGAACAUGCCCUCCAAGACAGAGCUGAUUGUGCGUGUGGAACUGAGCCCCAUGCAGAAGAAAUACUACAAGUACAUUCUAACCCGAAACUUUGAAGCACUCAAUGCUCGGGGUGGUGGCAAUCAGGUUUCCCUACUUAAUGUGGUGAUGGAUCUCAAAAAGUGCUGUAACCACCCUUACCUCUUCCCUGUAGCUGCCAUGGAAGCACCAAAGAUGCCCAACGGGAUGUAUGAUGGCAGUGCCCUAAUUCGAGCAUCAGGGAAGCUACUUUUAUUGCAGAAAAUGCUCAAGAACCUCAAAGAGGGUGGCCACCGUGUGCUCAUUUUCUCACAGAUGACUAAGAUGUUGGAUCUGUUAGAGGAUUUUUUGGAACAUGAAGGUUAUAAGUAUGAGCGAAUUGAUGGGGGAAUUACUGGGAACAUGCGUCAGGAGGCCAUUGACCGCUUUAAUGCACCUGGUGCUCAGCAGUUUUGCUUUCUUCUUUCUACUCGAGCUGGGGGCCUGGGAAUCAAUCUGGCUACUGCAGAUACUGUUAUCAUCUAUGACUCUGACUGGAACCCCCAUAAUGACAUCCAGGCUUUUAGCAGAGCCCAUCGCAUUGGUCAGAAUAAGAAAGUGAUGAUCUACCGUUUUGUGACCCGUGCUUCAGUAGAGGAGCGCAUCACACAAGUGGCAAAGAAGAAGAUGAUGCUUACGCAUCUUGUAGUAAGGCCUGGCCUAGGCUCUAAGACUGGCUCCAUGUCCAAGCAGGAGCUUGAUGAUAUCCUCAAGUUUGGUACUGAGGAACUAUUCAAGGAUGAAGCCACUGAUGGAGGAGGAGACAAUAAGGAAGGAGAAGACAGUAGUGUUAUCCACUAUGAUGACAAGGCCAUAGAGCGACUACUGGAUCGAAAUCAGGAUGAAACAGAAGACACAGAACUUCAAGGCAUGAAUGAAUACCUGAGCUCCUUCAAGGUGGCCCAGUAUGUGGUGCGGGAAGAGGAAAUGGGGGAGGAAGAAGAAGUAGAACGAGAGAUCAUCAAGCAGGAAGAAAGUGUGGAUCCUGACUACUGGGAGAAGCUGCUGCGACAUCAUUAUGAGCAGCAGCAGGAGGAUCUGGCCCGAAACCUAGGCAAAGGGAAGCGAAUCCGUAAGCAGGUCAACUACAACGAUGGCUCCCAGGAGGAUCGAGGUGUGUCUGGCCGGCCCCAUCCCCUGCCCUUGGGCCGCUCCCCUAGGGCCGUGGGCCCCGCUCAUCUGCCCUCUCUCCCUCCAGAUUGGCAGGAUGACCAGUCAGACAAUCAGUCCGACUACUCAGUGGCCUCAGAGGAAGGCGAUGAGGACUUUGAUGAACGUUCAGAAGCUCCCAGACGGCCUAGCCGCAAGGGCCUGCGAAACGAUAAGGACAAACCAUUGCCUCCAUUGUUGGCUCGUGUUGGUGGAAACAUUGAGGUACUUGGCUUCAAUGCCCGCCAGCGGAAGGCUUUCCUCAAUGCCAUUAUGCGUUAUGGGAUGCCUCCUCAGGAUGCCUUUACUACCCAAUGGCUUGUGCGGGACCUGAGGGGCAAGUCAGAGAAAGAGUUCAAGGCUUAUGUGUCUCUGUUUAUGCGUCACCUUUGUGAGCCAGGAGCAGAUGGAGCUGAGACCUUUGCUGAUGGUGUCCCCCGUGAGGGCUUGUCCCGCCAGCAUGUCCUUACACGUAUUGGUGUUAUGUCACUCAUCCGAAAAAAGGUUCAGGAGUUUGAGCAUGUCAAUGGGCGCUGGAGCAUGCCUGAGCUGGCUGAAGUAGAAGAGAACAAGAAGAUGUCACAGCCAGGAUCACCUUCCCCUAAAACUCCCACACCUUCCACUCCAGGAGACACACAACCCAACACUCCUGCACCUGUACCACCCCCUGAUGAGGGGGUAAAAGCAGAGGAGAAUAACAAAGAAGAAGAGAACACAGAGGGAGAGAGAGAAGUGAAACCUGCAGCUCCUGAGACAUCUGUGGAGGGCACACAGUCCUCUGCAUCUAACCCAGAAGAGGAAAAGGUUCUGGUUGAGCCUCUGGAGGGAGAAGAGAAGGUGGAUAAGCCAGAAGUCAAAGAGAAGACUGAGGAGACCAUGGAGACAGAAACCAAAGGUGUUGCUGAAACAGAAAAGGUAGAGGAGAAAUCGGCAGUGGAUCUGACCUCAAUUGUGGUAGAAGACAAAGAGGAGAAGAAAGAAGAAGAAGAGAAAAAAGAAGUGAUGCUUCAGAAUGGGGAGACUCCCAAGGACCUGGGUGAUGAGAAGCAAAAGAAGAACAUCAAGCAGCGUUUUAUGUUCAACAUUGCAGAUGGCGGCUUUACUGAGCUGCAUUCCCUUUGGCAGAAUGAGGAACGGGCAGCCACAGUCACAAAGAAGACCUAUGAGAUCUGGCAUCGGCGGCAUGACUACUGGUUGCUGGCUGGCAUUAUUAACCAUGGCUAUGCCCGGUGGCAGGACAUCCAGAAUGACCCACGCUAUGCUAUUCUUAAUGAGCCCUUCAAAGGUGAAAUGAAUCGUGGUAACUUCUUGGAGAUAAAGAACAAAUUCCUAGCCAGAAGGUUUAAGCUCUUGGAACAAGCCCUGGUGAUUGAGGAACAACUGCGUCGAGCAGCUUAUCUGAACAUGUCAGAGGACCCCUCCCAUCCUUCCAUGGCACUCAAUACCCGUUUUGCUGAGGUGGAAUGCUUGGCUGAGAGCCACCAGCACCUGUCUAAGGAGUCAAUGGCAGGAAAUAAGCCAGCUAAUGCUGUCCUGCACAAAGUUCUGAAACAACUGGAGGAAUUGUUGAGUGACAUGAAGGCUGAUGUCACAAGGCUGCCAGCCACCAUCGCCCGUAUUCCUCCGGUGGCUGUGCGGCUACAGAUGUCAGAGCGUAACAUCCUCAGCCGGCUAGCAAACCGGGGCCCUGAACCCACCCCACAGCAGGUAGCCCAGCAGCAGUGAAGAUCCAGGUUGAUGAUAACCACCUUACCACUGAGCAGUGACCCUUCUACCCCCUUGCCCCCAAGCUUCUCCUUUGGGGGCUUGAGUCCCUCUUCCUUCUACCCCCUCCUCAUUUUAUAAAGGAACAACUCCCCCUGUCUCUUGGGGAGGGGAGGAAGUGAGGGGCUGCAUCGCCCUUCCUGCCAGAGACAUGCAGCAGUAGCGCCGGCGCCAUCUGCAGGGAGAGGGCAGGCCAGCCCCACUCCGGGUUCCAUGGCCUCUUCCCCACUGUAACGUCUGUUACACAAACUCUUGUGGGUUCUCACCAAGCUCGGAGAAAAUGAUCUGAAAUUUCUUUUAUGUUUUUAUUUUAUUUUUUGUUUUCUUCCUUUUUGUUGGGGUUUCGGAUGGGCCGGGCCCCUGGGCGAGACACAGCUACCUCCGUUGGCAUCUUUUUAAUACCAGGAACCGAGCGGCUCCAGCCACUGAGCGGCCAGAAUGAAAUAAAAUGCAAAAAAAAAAAAA